GGAGGUGGAGGCGGAGGCGGCGGAGGAGGCGGCGGAGGAGGCGGCUCGGAGAGCGAGCAGCGAGCUGGAGCGCGAGCGUGAGUGAGCCCGGCCGCGCCGCCGCCCGCCGCCGCCGUCGCACCGCCCGGGCCGGGCCCGGCCGCGCCGCGCCAGCCCCGCCCUCGUCGCCAGGCCGCGAGGGCCGCGCGCGCCAGCCGCCGGGGCGCGAGCGAGGAGAGCGAGCGCGGGAGGAGCGGCGGAGCGAGCGGAGCCGCGCGUGUGGCGAGAGGGGAAGCCGCUGCCGCCCCCCGUCGCCUGCCCUUCGCGCCUCCCCGCCCCCCGCGCGGAGCAGCACCAUGUCGGCGCCGGCGGCCAAAGUCAGUAAAAAGGAGCUCAACUCCAACCACGACGGGGCCGACGAGACCUCAGAAAAAGAGCAGCAGGAAGCGAUUGAACAUAUUGAUGAAGUACAAAAUGAAAUAGACAGACUUAAUGAGCAAGCCAGUGAGGAGAUUUUGAAAGUAGAACAGAAAUAUAACAAACUCCGCCAACCAUUUUUUCAGAAGAGGUCGGAAUUGAUCGCCAAAAUCCCCAACUUUUGGGUAACAACAUUUGUCAACCAUCCACAAGUGUCCGCGCUGCUGGGGGAGGAGGAUGAAGAGGCGCUGCAUUAUUUGACAAGAGUUGAAGUGACAGAAUUUGAAGAUAUUAAAUCAGGUUACAGAAUAGAUUUUUAUUUUGAUGAAAACCCUUACUUUGAAAAUAAAGUUCUCUCCAAAGAAUUUCAUCUGAAUGAGAGUGGUGAUCCAUCUUCAAAGGCCACUGAAAUCAAAUGGAAAUCUGGAAAGGAUUUGACGAAACGCUCAAGUCAAACACAGAAUAAAGCCAGCAGGAAGAGACAGCAUGAGGAACCCGAGAGCUUCUUCACUUGGUUCACUGACCAUUCGGAUGCUGGUGCAGAUGAGCUCGGCGAGGUUAUCAAAGACGACAUCUGGCCAAACCCCUUGCAGUACUACUUGGUUCCUGACAUGGAUGAUGAAGAAGGGGAAGGAGAAGAAGAUGACGACGAUGAUGAAGAGGAAGAAGGAUUGGAAGAUAUUGAUGAAGAAGGGGAUGAAGAUGAAGGUGAAGAAGAUGAAGAUGAUGACGAGGGAGAGGAAGGAGAGGAGGAUGAAGGAGAAGAUGACUAAUGGAACACUGAUGGAUUCCAAUCUUUUUUAAUUUUCUCCAGUCCCUGGGAGCAAGUUGCAGUCUUUUUUCUUUUCUCUCUCCCCCCCCACCCCCACUCCCAGUGCUCAGUCGCCCUGUUUUUGAGGUCUCUUUUCUCUCCUUUACACCAUGGUUCUCAACUUAAUUCGGGGAAAUACCUUGAACAGAGUUCAGUGGGGAAAGACUGCUGGUUUCUGUUCCAAAUUAAUUUUUAUCACUUCUCGUCUCAACACAGACUUUAUGGAAUCCACACCACCGUGCGCUGUGGGAAAAAAGAAAGACCUUCUGCACCCUUAGCUCUGCUGGAAGCUGGAGGGGCCAGGCCCCUGUGUAGUAGUGCAUAGAAUUCUAGCUUUUUUCCUCCUUUCUCUGUAUAUUGGGCUCAGAGAUGACACUGUGUCUCUAUGUGAAUAUGGACAGUUAGCAUUUACCAACAUGUAUCUGUCUACUUUCUCUUGUUUAAAAAAAGAAAAAAAAUCUUUAAAAAAAAUGGGGUUAUAGAAGGUCAGCAAAAGGGUGGGUUUGAGAUGUGUGGGUGGGUUAAGUGGGCAUUUGACAACAUGGCUUCUCCUUUGGCAUGUUUAAUUGUGAUGUUUAACGGACAUCCUUGCAGUUUAAGGUGACACUUUUAAAAUAAAAUUCUCUCCUAAUGAUGACUUGAGCCCUGCCACUCGAUGGGAGAAUCAGCAGAACCUGUAGGAUCUUAUUUGGAAUUGACAUUCUCUAUUGUAAUUUUGUUCCUGUUUUAUUUUUAAAUUUCUUUUUGUUUCACUGGAAAGGAAAGAUACUCAGUUUUAAACGUUAAAAAGUGUACAAGUUGCUUUGUUACAAUAAAACUAAAUGUGUACACAAAGGA
This is a messenger RNA of Sorex araneus (European shrew), 2044 nucleotides long. RefSeq names its product SET nuclear proto-oncogene (gene SET). The transcript is spliced from 8 exons. Gene Ontology annotation, cellular component: nucleus; chromatin. The record is from RefSeq and is a predicted model, not a curated record. Lineage: Eukaryota; Metazoa; Chordata; Mammalia; Eulipotyphla; Soricidae. Gene Ontology annotation, molecular function: chromatin binding; histone binding. The coding region runs from base 336 to 1169 and encodes 277 amino acids. Gene Ontology annotation, biological process: nucleosome assembly.